GUUAGGUGUUUUUAAAAGUAGUAAGUAGCCUGUUCGAAUUUUGUUGAAGUAACCUGGAACUGUAACAGAUUGUUGUAUAACAUUGCCUUCUCCAUUACUGACUGCCCUGAAGCUCUAUCAUGAAAUAACAAAAUUUCCCAGUAGUAGUAAUGACAUCAUCACGCAUCAGGCAAUAUAAGUGUGUCAUCCUGGACCGAGUCAGAAAGGAACAGCUCCUAUUGAGAGCACUAUUGUACUGGAACUGAGCUCUGAAGCACAAUGCAGCCCAUCAGCAACUCCCUGCACACGCUGUUUGUCCUCGCUGGGAUCUUGGCUCUUGCUGUAGUUCUGACCCACGCCGCGCCCCUGACAGAGUUUUCCGGAGAAGUGGGCUUUUCCUUGGAGGACCCGGACUCCCAAAAGUUUGUCUCCAACAGCUUUGAUCUGACGAUCAAAAUCCAGAGCGAGAUCCAAGCCGUGCUGCAAGCCCACACCCUGCCGCUCCCUUCGGACUCGGAGCUGGGAGUGAUGGAGGUCCGGCUGCAGGUCCCCAGCCCCAAGCUAAGAGAAUGCCUCUCCCGAAUCUACGUGGAGAGCUGUCUGGCCCAGAUUCACGCUGGCUUGCGUUUGUAUCGUGGUUUCCUCCCUGUGGUUCAGCAUCACGUGGAGCCGGCACAGCGCCAUCAUGUGGACACGCUCUUCCACGAUGCCAAGGAUCUCCAGAAACAAAUACACCUGCAGAUGCUGUCUCUGGAGCUGCACCUGGUCAGCUACCCCGAGGAGGAGGGAGACCUGUCCUCCCCGCCCUUCCUGGGGGGGGUGAGCGGGGAGUCGGAGCGCCGCAUCGGGAGCUACAUCUUGCUUCGGAACUUCAAGAGCUUCAUGAUGUCAGUGUACCGAGCCCUGCGUAGCCUGCAGAGACACUGACCUGCUGAUCACCACAGCACAGCACAGCGCAGCACCGCCCAGCACAGCGCAGCACCGCCCAGCACAGCACAGCACAGCACAGCACA
Polyodon spathula (Mississippi paddlefish) is the source of this 992-nucleotide messenger RNA. RefSeq names its product myelomonocytic growth factor-like. Gene Ontology annotation, molecular function: cytokine activity. Bases 259 to 906 code for a protein of 215 amino acids. Lineage: Eukaryota; Metazoa; Chordata; Actinopteri; Acipenseriformes; Polyodontidae. Gene Ontology annotation, cellular component: extracellular region. The transcript has 5 exons. The record is from RefSeq and is a predicted model, not a curated record. Gene Ontology annotation, biological process: immune response; positive regulation of myeloid cell differentiation.